Dracunculus medinensis (Guinea worm) is the source of this 4464-nucleotide messenger RNA. NCBI's taxonomy places the organism in Eukaryota, Metazoa, Nematoda, Chromadorea, Rhabditida, Dracunculidae. The record is from the annotation of a GenBank genome assembly.
GAUUCGGAUGACCUAAUCGAAGCGAAACAGUUGCAGUCACGUCCACGAAUUGAUCCAGUGCUUUUAUACAUACGUACUCAAAUGUUAUGCAUUGCUCAUGCUCCACUUUCCACACUUUUGAAAAGUUGUUUAACAUUUAGCCAAACUCAAUUCAAAGAGACGUUAACUAUAUCAUGGUACUUGCUGACCCAUAAGGACCCUCAUAUCGCCAUUGCUGCAGCAUCGAUGUUUAUCGUAACAUCGAUUCGCCGUCCCGAAGAUAUAUUGGCAAUAAUGCAUCGGGAUAUGUCACAUGAAGAUCCUAAUGUACGAACUGCUUCCAUAAGACGCUUUCAUAUACUUUGGCGAAGUCGUUUUUACGUGUGGCUAAAGCUAGAAGACGGUGCUCAAACGAAUCUCAAGGUGCCACCUCCAAGCAUUGAUUUUACGUUACCAUCGCCCUCAAUUGGACAAAGUCAAGUCGCGAUCGUUGAUCCACCAUGGAUGCCACACAUCAAGACUAAGGUUGAAGAACUUACACUCAAGGAGGAAGAACAGGCCACUAGUCAGACCAUAAUGACAAUGACAAGAACAAGACGUAAACAAAAGCAAGAAAUGGUUAAACGUGCUGUACAUGAAGCUGAUGAAAGACAGAGCACUUUAAGACAGAAAUUUGUAUUUCGGGCAAUUCCUAUCUUACAACAAGCAGCUUAUGAGCCUUCUUUAUUUCAUCAUCAGAUCAAUCUCCAACAAAUUCAAAGCGAUGGAUCAGCAGAAGAAGGCGAAAUGCAUCCAUUAUCUCGUCAACAGUUGCCAGUUGCACAACCACUGUUUCCAUCAGCCAUACUUACAGUUGUGCCAAAAAUUAUUGAAAUGCUUGAUGAUGUGGCAAUCAUAUGGUCGUGUAUAGUUGAGGAUCCAGCUUUAUUUCUUCGCCAUUUUUUAGAAAAAUUGACAAAUCGAGAUCGACAAGAAUAUCUGAUUUCAUUGCUAAAAAAAUUGGUUAUUAUGUUUAGUCCGUUGCCAAAUCAAUCAGCUUAUUCGCUAUUAAAUUAUUUGUUCGGAUUUGUUAUGUAUUAUGUGCGAAGUCCCUGUGAUGGAAGUGAUAAAGCAAUAGGAAUGGCUUUAAGUUUAAUUUGGCUCAUUGCUCCUGAUGUUCAUGGACUUUAUUUUAAAGAUAUGAAGCAAACUUUGAAGAAAGAACAAUGUGAUCAAGCAUUGAUGAUAACAGCCAACGUUCCUUCUGCCAAAAAAAUAAUUGUGCAUGGGCCAGAUUGUGGUAAUGGUGGUAUUCCGUCACAGUUUCCAAUUCACGAAGACACACAGUUUCAACAGAUUCUCACCGAUAGUCUCGAAUUUUUUAACAUUCCUGAAAAUGAAAUUGAUUGCUAUUUUCUAGUUGAUACCAAAACAAAUCUAGUACAUAUGCCUUUUUCUUAUGUUCGAGAUUUCUACUUUUUUCACCGAUCGUUUUAUCCACAAUUGACACUUAUCAAAAUGGAGAAAAACGAAGCUGAGUUUCGCAUGAGAACUACGGCACUCACUCAAAAAUUCAUUGAGAUCGGCAAAGUUCUCUUAACGCAUAAUGCCCUUAGCCAUAGCCCUGAAAAUGUGAUUCCACAGAGAAUUUUUUUUCUUCACGAUGAGUUCACGCAUUUACCAUCAUUUCCUCGCAAAAGUCUUGAAACAUGUUUUGGAAUGUACAAUGGACUAAUGGGACCCGAACUGCAUGCGAUGGACACCAUACAUAAAUUCGUUUGGGCACAGCUCGUCUCCGAUAUGUUCGAAAGAAUGGAAAAUGCGUUUAUAUUUGGUGAUUUACAUCUUUUCAUAAAUGUUAUAAACGGAAUAAUGCUUAUGCACUGUGAAGAAGUGACAAUCUUACGAAGAUGUAUGGCCACGUACUUAUCAAUGGCAAUUCAUUUUAAUACGCUUUUUGCUAAUCAGGGAUUCUUUCUUAUAAUGCCAACGAUACUUCGUUGUUAUAGUCAAAGACAAACGAACAGUCUUUUAUGCCGUACUAUCGAAUUUGUUUGUAAACAAUUUUAUAUAUUACAUCGCAAGCCUUUUUUCCUACAAAUGGCUGGGUCCGUUGCGAACAUUCUGGAUAUAAAUGAUAACGAUUUUGAAAUUAAUCUUUCCAAGAUUAAAGCUAAAUACUGGUUCAGCCUCAUAAGAAGUAUGGAAGACAUGUCAGACUUGCACGAUUUUCUGGAUAUUCUUGGACUUGUUAAUGAAGCGAAACCAUUAAAAGCUAUCGAUUUAUGCUAUCGUGAUGAUCCAAAUACUUUUAGUAUUCUCACUGAUGGUUUGGCAAGUUGUGUUACAGUUUGUGCCUUUGCUCCUGAAUCAAGACGAUCUUAUCAAAUGCUGUUAAUAAUGCAAGCCACGAUUCCCUAUUACAUAGAUCACAUGGAGAAAGAGACUUCGGCUCAAAGCAAUUCUACUUCGGCUGUAAAGCAUGAGAUUGCUUUUUAUGCAACAUUGUGUGUGGAAAUGAAAGCACUUGUAACAUGUUGUGAAAUUCUUGCCAGGGGACCAACUCGAACAUUUGAUAUUGUAAACAGUGUAAGUGAGAAAGGCAAAUCUCUGAUCGCCGAUUCUCCUCAAUUUUUCGAUCCACCAACGGUACUCGAGGAUGAGGGGAAGGCUCAUUAUUUCAAUACUACAGUGGGAGAAAAAAAGGAAAAAAAAAGUGUUUGUGGUUGGGAAAGUUCGGAUUCAGAAAUGCAACGAGAAAUGUAUCGUCGAUCUCGAGACGCUAUUCUAAUUUUAUCAGCGAAUUUUAUUGAUAAAGCUACUCCGAGACUAAAAGAACUUGCGAAACUUUUAUCUAUAUCCGAACAUUGUAAAAUUCCUGAAGUUUUUGAUCAUAAAUGCCAUGUGAAGCUUAGCGAGAUAGCACUGUCGUUAUUGAAGGUUGCUCCAUACGACAGCAAUACAAUGGCUUGUUUAGGAUUGCAGAAAUAUUUUAUGUCAAUAUUGCCAAUAACGGAUUGGUCCGUAGAAAGCAAUCGAUCAACUCUGAAUAUAAUUCUUCGAAGAUUAGACAAAACCAUACAGAAAAUUGCGAAGAAAAUGGCUUCACGGCGAAGAACCAACUGGAACGCUCUAACAAAUUGGCUUGUUGGUCUGGAUUAUACAUUAAGUGCAUUUCCAUAUAUCGCUCAUUUACAUCCGCUCAAGACAACAACACAAAUGUGCUUACGAAUAAUGGUUGGCGAUCCUUGCGUCCUUGAUGAACCCUUGCAAUCCACUGCACAUAACUUCAGUUCAUCCACAGUCCUUCAUGCUUUAUCACCACCUCAGUCGUUUUGCAAUGUUGUUUUGAAAAUCGCGUCAUUUCUUAUGCAAACUCUUGGACAAUUAUCCUUUUCGCUAGAAUUUUUCUGUAGUACAGAAGGCAUUGGUCCAAUGGCUGACAGACUGGAAGCAGUUCUAUGUCAUAUUCUCAUACCUCUCUUUCUCCGGGCAACAAUGUCGAAGAGAGAUUCACCACAGUUCCAUGCGAAAGAUAUUGCAUUCACACUGAAUUUGCUUCAAAAUGCUAUCAAUCCAGCACUCGCUAAACAAAACAUUGCUCUUCCCGCUAGUACAUCACUCGCAACUUCUCUUAUUCGUUCGAGCACGAGUGCUGUUCAUGCAGACACAGCAGCUCGUCAGGGUUCAGUUUCUGUAACAGAUCGUGGGCAUUCUGCUACUGUUUCAACUCAUUGUAUUGUAAGAGAAAGUAUUUAUCAAUCAGUUUUUCUAGCCUUGAAAGUGAUGAUGGUUUCCUUCGAAAAGCAAAUGAGUAUACACUGGGUUCGAUUAUCGAAAAUAAUACGAGAAUUAAUUUGUAAGAAAGUUGGUGGCCCAUCGUUAUCGUCGUUCAUCGAAUUCGUUCUCAGUUCCAAUCUGCCUGUUUCUUUGCUAAUUUUACCUGUGAUGCAAAAUAAGAUUAAUCAGAAAGCAAUAAAUGAGCAGGAAAUUUUGUGGCAAAACGAAUUUAAAGAACGUGUGAACCGAUUUACGAAUGUUCAUUCUGAAAUCCGAAGUUUAGGUUCCAUUCUUAAUGAAUUGUCGCAAGAAUUACAGGCGAUGAAAGAAGAUUUUGCUACAAGGCCAUUCGAAGUUGCUCGAUCACAUACGCCAACUAUAACUGCUGAUCUGCAUAGCGAGACCGGAAGUGCUCAUAGUGGUCCUAGACUUUCUUAUUCUCGUCCAUCCGAAUCGAGGCGUCUUUCUUCCACUAAUGCAGCUAAAUUAACCACUCGAGCUGGGCCUUCUAGUGGGCAAGGUGAAAUCACUUUAAAAAAUACCAUUGUAGAAGAUGAAGAAGUUGCUCAACUUCAAACUGUAACUGCACCCGUGCGAAUAUCGAAAAGUCCAUCGUUACCAGCCAAUAAAAUUGUGUCAUUUAUUACUCCAAAAUAUGUGCGACAUGAUUCGAGUGACGGUGAGGAUUUCGUGGAUCGCAUAACCGCUUGUCAUCAUUAUGUGUAG